This is a messenger RNA of Porites lobata, 7313 nucleotides long. The record is from the annotation of a GenBank genome assembly. Lineage: Eukaryota; Metazoa; Cnidaria; Anthozoa; Scleractinia; Poritidae.
AUGAUCAUUCAGUUUAGAAUUGUUGACAGAGACCUAACACCUCUGAUCGGUCUAAAUGACUCUGAAACACUCAAACUCAUUGAGCUCUUACGAGAGAAUAUUGCUGUAGUAGCCCCAGCUAACCCAAGUGUCCCUGUAACUGCCAGUGAAGUGAUACCACCACUCACCUUGGAGGCAAUUCUGACUAACUACCCUCAAGUCUUUGAUGACAGUAUAGGAAAGUUUGAGGGCGAACUACAUCUUCACACAAGUAAUGAUGUCACUCCUCACAAAACAGCUCCUAGAGAGAUCCCUCUCUAAUACUUUUAAUACCCCUCUUGAACGGAUGAAAUGGAAAAGAAUGUCUUUUGGCAUCAGUGUAGCACCUGAAGAAUUUCAAAGAAGAAUUGAUGAGAAUCUAGAAGGAUUAGAAGGUGUAAAAGCCAUAGCUGAUGACAUAUUGAUCUGGGGCGAUGGAGAAAACAUUGAAGAAGCAACAGCUAGCCAUGACAAGAGAUUGCUUGCCUUGUUGGGGCGAUGCCAUCAGAAGAAUAUUAAACUUAAUAUGGAGAAGUUCUGGUUGAGGAAGACUGAGUUGUUCUACAUGGGUGUGGUCCUUACAGACACAGGAGUUAAACCUGACCCCAAGAAACAAGAAUGUAUUCAGUCAAUGCCUGCCCCAACCAACAAAGAUGAAGUCAGAAGACUACUUGGUGUUGUUAACUACCUCUCAAGAUUUUCAGAAGACUUGUCAACCAAGUCAGAACCGAUACGAGCUCUGCUGAAGAACAACAGUGCGUUUAUCUGGGAAGAAAAUGAACAGAAAUCUUUUGAUGAAAUUAAGACUCUCAUUCUGAAUGCACCACUGCUAAGAUACUUCAAUGUGGCUGAGCAAGUUGAAGUCCAAGUGGACGCAUCAUCAAGUGGUUUAGGAGUCUGCCUCAUGCCAGGCGGCCAACCUAUACAGAGACUCUGAUUAUUAAAUUACACCAAGCACAUAUGGGCACCGGGUCAACCCUUAGGCGUGCUAGAACUUCAUUACGGUGGCCGGGAAUGAACAAUCAAUUGAAACAGUUCAUUGCUACAUGUGAAGUCUGCAAUGCUAAGAACCAAAAAGAAACAAUAGUCAGUCAUUAAAUUCCUAACAGACCCUGGUCUAAAGUUGGCUCUGAUAUUUUUGAAUGGAACAAAGAACACUAUGUUGUUCUAGUUGACUAUUACAGUGACUGGAUUGAAUUUGACUUAAUGAAAAACCAAACUGCAUGUGAAACCAUUAAUCUAAUGCAAAAACAAUUUGCGAGAUGGGGAAUUCCUGAUGAGAUAGUCACAGACUGUGGUAAGAACUACGACUCAGUCGAGUUCUUGCAAUUCUGCCAACGAAAGUAGAUUAAACAUACCAAAUCUUCACCAUAUCACCACCAAAGUAAUGGAAAAGCUGAAUCUGCUGUGAAGAUUGUCAAAACUUUGCUGAGGAAAGCUGAGAAAACAAAAUUGAGUCCGUACGAAACAUUACUUGACCGGCACAACACGCCUACUCCUGGCAUGACAACAUCUCCCGCACAAAGAUUCCUAAACCAUCGAACAAGAACUGAAGUACCCAUGAAAGCGACAUUACUGACACCUGAGAUUGCAGAAACAGUGUUAGCAGAGAAAACUAAGAAACACCAAAAAUCUCAAGCCUAUUAUGACCACACUGCUAAAGACUUAAAUGAAUUAAAGCCUGGCGAUACCGUUAAAGUCAAGCCUGAAGGUCUGUUGAAAAGACAGGAGUGGAAGAAAGGAACUGUCUCACAGAACGGUGUGGAUACCGUUCAUACGAUGUUAAUGUGGAUGGUAAACUGCUCAGAAGAAACCGUGUACAUCUUAAGGAAGAUCAGCCAGUCAAAGUUACGGAACCCUCCUCAAAAUCUGGACGACAGAAACCGACAGCCGAAGACCUACCUGUAGCUGUUGUUGAAAAGAAUGGAAAAAAAAUGAAGCCACUAAAAGACACUGCAAAGGCUGCAGAACCUGCUAAAUACACUAAGAUGGACCUUAUUACUAUUAAACGUACACGUUCGGGACACUUAGUGAAAAUGCCGCAAAGAUACUCUAGUUGAACUUAAAAUUGUAAAUUUUACUGGGGGGAAGGUGUUAGAGGGUGAUAACGCUAAUGCUAGGCAUCAUGGGAAGGGGCUUGAGAGAGCGACGUUCUGUCAUGGCAUUGAGUUGAGUUACCGUCUUGUUACUGUUAGAGCUCUCACCGAAACAAAAGGUAUUGACUUCUUUGUGUGUUUGAUAUUAUGUUCACUGAAUAUGGAAUCAAUGACACUUGUUGUACCGAUCAUUUUAUAGAUACUUCAGUAUUAUUUAUAUUGCAUCAAUUAGCUUUUGUUUAAGAAGAAAGACAUUUCUAAAGACCCUUUAAAAGUUUUGUAAUACUGAUGUAAGGUAUAAUAAACAUAGUUUAUGUAGUAAACGGGUUUGCCGAUCAUUCACUUACAAAUCUUGAUUUGAGCUCACAUUAAGCAAGGUUUAACCUAGUUUCACAGACUCCAAUAGUAUCAUGGCCUACCUGUCUGUCAUAGCCUUGGCCGACAGAUUCCAGCAUGCUGACGAGCCUUCUUUUUCAAGGCCCUCGCUUUGGGUGACGUAGCCACCAGUUCGAUUCGACUCCACUACUCACCAGCUCCACCACCACUAUCCAAACUUAUCAAUACCAGUCACAGCUCCAUGGUUGAGCCCUCCACUCCACCGGUCUGCUGCAGUGUGCAGUGGACACCUGCCUCCUUUCUUUCCUCCAGGAAUUCAUCUUGGACGUCUUUGAGCGGAACCAGCCUGUUCCCGAGACAGUCACCAUUUGGAUGAAGGGAAUAAACCAAAUGGCCCUAUUCAGUCGACUAGUGAAGUCUCUGCCUUAUCUCGGUAUAGCCCUUCUUGUGCGAGACUUAGAGGACAUUUCCUGCCCACCAGGAAAACAGUUACUCCAACUCCAUUACAAUAAGGCAACCGCCAGAGACAAAAUGCACGUAUAUCUCGACUGGAUGUCCGAACAAAACCUCGGAUAGAUAUUGGUUUCCGGAACUUUUAUGUUUUUCAUUUUCACUUUGCCGAUGACGGCUAAAAAAAUCAUUAAAUUCAAACGCCACUAUAGUAAAACCCUAUGGAAAUCAAAGAUUACCUAUUACUUGAAUUUACUUCCUAACAUUCCUCUGACCUUAAUUUGAGCCGUCCUCGCUUGAUAAAGCCUUGCUGCUUUUCGCUUUGCUUUACGAAUCGCUUUAGCAAUAAUAUUUUGUACAAGAACACUUUAUUGAUUUACAUUUUGAAGGCUCUUGCCAUUUUAUCUAACGUUUGAUUACUUAGUGCUCGUUAACGCAAUAAUUCUAGAAAAAGCCAACAGUGUUUACAGCUGUCAAAACUAUCUGCCACUGACUCUUUUUAACUGGGUGCACUUAACUUCAAUUGUUGACUUUUAGAAAAAUCAUUAGUUUUCAGAAUAAUGGCUAUUAACUUUAGUUUAUCUUUUAAUUUAAGCUUUCUUUUUACUCUGUAUGACAUCUGUUAACAUUAGCACCUUCUUACAGAUGUGCCUCGCUUUAAUUGCAUUUUACCCACAUGUAUUUGCGAAUAUAACGUUCAUUAGUCUGUUGGUUACAUAGUGGCAGCAGCUGAGUUUGGGAUAUGGAAGGUUUUGGUGACUUGCAAAUUCGAAAUAAAUUUCCUUUGCUUUAAAACUAGAAAACUAGUAAUUAGUCCGCGUUUCUUCUUGUUUGAACAGACGCUAGCUGGCCUUGCAAUUUCAUUCAUAUUGUAAAAUAUUGUACAUAAAUGCUGUUUCGCUGACCUAGCAAACUUAGCUAGCUUUUGUUCCAGUACUCUUACUUUUGAACAAUAGCAACACUAACAAGCUAUAACUACCUCUUUUAUUUGAUUUUCAGUUACUUCUAAAUGAUUUCUGUUUACACAUCUAUUGUUCUCUUUUAUUUUCAGUGGUUAUUCAAACGAUAUAUAGGUAAGUUGCUUUGACCUGAUUUUUCGAUUACAUCGCCGAUUACAUUUGUGAGCUAAGUUACGCCAUGUGUACGAGAGUAAAUGCUGUUGGAACCAAAGUUCAGUUUGCCUUUGAUGUGCCAGUUAUAGUGGUUUGAUCCCGGAUCUCAAGAGAAGUGACAGCUCUUUCUCUUUCCCUCAAAUUGUUCGAAAGUGGAGAAACCUCCCAUCACAUAUAAGACCGAAAGACUCAAUAACCAGAAGACUUCAGAUCAAAAGUAACAUUUCGUUUUCAUUACUAUUUACUAGCAAAAAAACAUCAUACAUUAUUAAGACAAUGCUGAUAAAAAAAAAAAAACAGUACAAACCAACUUCUUUUUUCCUGCAUAUAUGUAUUUGAAAAAUACAGCAAACAAUUGCGUAUAAGUGGUACUUUUUUGUGCCGUAAGUGCUCAAAGCCGUUUAUCUAUUUAACAAAUUGGGGAGAUAACUAAUAAGAUUUUCUUUGUCACUGCCAGACUUACGUAGUAAUCACAGCAAGUGUUAGUGCUAAAUCUUAAACAAGGAAACUGUUCUACUGGUUGUCACUUCUCAUGUUUACUUUAGUAUCAAGGCUUAAGAUAAUUUUCAAGCUGCUUGGGGAAAUAUGCAAGUUAUUUUCUGAGAUUCUUAUUGAUACAUAGAUUAAGUCCAUUUUGAUCUGGUCAGUCGGCAAUGUAUUGAGAAAAUCAUUUGCCUCUGAUCACAACCGUUUGAAGAAAAAUAAAACUUAAUUACAAUGUACACGAGUGAACUGAAACUUUAAGAAUUGUUGCAUUCUACAAAAACAAAAACCGUGAAAGUGUCAACAAACCAAUCAAAAUUUACAACAAGAGAGAUAAACCCAUUUAUUAUUAAAUGUUUUGUAGUGUGAUGGUAUGUGACAGGUUAUGUUUUCGCUUUUCGCUGUAGUCAUGGCAAGUAACCAGAGUUGGGAUUAUAAUGGCAAACUAAAAAAAUGCCAAUCACACUUACCAUACCUUUUACUGUCGUAAACUUGCCACAUAGUUAACUUUCUCCAAAAUGCAAUGUGAUGUAAACCAGUAUCAUUAAACAAAUAACUGGUGUAUAAUUUACGACCAAAAUGCUUGAAAAUAUAAGAGGUUAUCUUUCAAAGGUACUGACCUUCCUUCUAGCAUUACUCUAAAUUCACUGUAAAAGGGAACAAAUUCUUACCCUACAAACUGUCGCCCUACAAUUAAAACCCCUCAACAACACUAGUUAAUUGUUAAAUGUAACAUGUGACGUUUGCAGUUUUGUUAUACACCCACCAAAACUUCAGCCUUCUAAAAAGUGAACUCUAAUGCAUUUCUAAUGUCAUUGCCUAUACAACUACAAGAAUGCGGGUGAAAAAACGCAGUAAUCCGGCCAUGUUUUCCCACGGCCACGUUUAUUAACAAAGUAUUCUUGUACGUAGGAGAAAUAAGAAACCAUUCUACCCACUUAAAUUCUAUAUCUGCUUAACAAAACGUUGCACUUAUCUUUGAAAAAUAUACCUUCUAGCAUUACUCUUUUAACCUUUCAUUUACUUACAAGGGACGAGAUUCUUAUCGUAAAAAAUGUUGCAUUUAAUCUGUUGUAAUGUACCUUGUAAAAUCAUAAACCAAUAAGAAUUUCUAGAAAGCAUGUGCCUAUUUUCUGGGCGGUACGCAAAAACAAACAUAUGCAGAUUACAGUACAAAUUAAUGGCUAAAAUAAUAUUUUGCAAUUCAGGGUGAAGUAUGGUUUAAAUGCAAAACACGUGUGUUACUGUUCUGCUUUGCACUGACAGCUGUUAUUAAUUUGGAGUAUAUUCUCUUUUUGUCUUUAUUGGCAAUUAUUAUUUUACAGACAAGUGGAGUACUCAAUCCUGAAAUAAGCAAUCACUAUCUGACCUAUCAACUUGUGAGGAAUAAGAUAUCCCAAUAUCGCCGCAAAGCGGUAUCUUUCAAAACUACAAAGGCUCUGGAUAUUGAUAAAUUUAACAAGGAGCUCAUCACCACACCUUGGGGAGUAAUGGAUAUCUUUCAUACGCUAGCAGACAAAUGUAAUUACAGGGAAUCACUUUUCCACUAGGUAGUAGAUACACACAAAUGCAACCUAUAAUACAACCUACAUAAUGUGGACUUCCCUAUCCGCAGAUAUAGCACUGUUUCUUAUGGAAGACAUAGUAUAAGGCAUCUUGAACCCUGUCUUUGAGGUAAGAUGAAAAGAGACCUUUGCUGUAAACCUAGCGUACAAUCUUUUAAGAGUGCGAUUCACACCAUGGACAUAACUAAUGUUCUAGAUUGUAGCUGUAAUUGCCAGGCUUGACUUUCGUGAAAGAUUUAACUCAUUAUUAUACUAAUGACUAAUAACACAAGUAAGUAGUUCCUAGGUUGUUAUAGUUUUACUGAGCUGGAUCUCAGUCAUGCCUACCAACAAGUGGUUCUGGUUAUUAAUUUUAGCUAUAUCAUUUUUAUUUUUUAAAUACUUAUAUCUGGUGUCCCCAAUUAGCUUCAUUAGAUAAAUACUCUUGACAUGCAAAUAAGGUUCAUCAUCAUCACCACCACCUUUGUUUUCAGUUGACUACUACUACUACACAUGUAACUAGCUACUACUAGUUUGAAGAAUAAAGUAGUCAAAAAAGUGGUAGAUCCCAUAGACAUUUUCCCAGUUUGUCUUCAAUCAAGUAGAGCCCUUGCCCAUGGUGCAAGACAGUCAACAUUCUAAUCAUCCUGAGGACAUACACUAAAGGCCAACCAACCACAGAAGAGAUCAUCUUGGUGUCAGGAACACGAGGAUGACUGACAACAAAAUGGAGCGACCAACUGUCUUUGAAAACCUGUACUCAAAGAAAAGAGUUCUUACGAUAAGGUACAUCUUUAUUUUUUAUAUUUGGUUGGAUAUGAUGAUUGUGUGUGGACCCCACGUCGCAUUGUCUGCAUGACAAAGAGUCUAAGGGCAUGAAAAAACUAAAAGCUGAUUUAGGGUCUGUGUACAUGGAGGGAGGGUAACCCUCCUAGAAGGGUCAAUAGAUAGCCCCUGUUUACAUGUGUAGGGUUAUCCCCGGGGCUAUCUCUGCCAACAAAACCGCAGAAACCUGAAGCCAUCACGCGGUCGCUUAGCAUGUAAACAACAAAAUGGCGGACAAAUGAGGUGUUUUAGCGGUAAACUCAAUUUUGCUCGCGCUCACAUCCUUAGCGGCGGCAUUUCAGUGCUAUGGGUUAUUGUUUUUAUUACUACCGAAAGAAAGACGUCGUCAACAGCAAAUGACGCUACAGGCAGCUCACCAGUACAAUGCAGCAGUGGCACGACUCAGAUACGUACAAAGGAGAGCAGUUUUCCGGCGAGGAAGACUUUGA